This is a messenger RNA of Schistocerca cancellata (South American locust), 2312 nucleotides long. Its product is annotated as heparanase-like. Gene Ontology annotation, molecular function: hydrolase activity, acting on glycosyl bonds. The transcript has 8 exons. Gene Ontology annotation, cellular component: extracellular matrix; membrane. The record is from RefSeq and is a predicted model, not a curated record. Lineage: Eukaryota; Metazoa; Arthropoda; Insecta; Orthoptera; Acrididae. The coding region runs from base 254 to 1792 and encodes 512 amino acids.
UUGGCUAGACGUAUAUCUUAGCGUGUAAGGCGGAAAUUUAAAUGAUAGUGACUAGUACACAUCAAAGAUUUUCGGUUUUAAAAACAGCAAAGGCAGGAAAGUAGAAGAGAGUAUUGUGUGCCGACUACCUCCUAUACAGUGCGUUAGAUAAAUGCAAAUACUGUGAAAAGUGGCAGCCCAGCUAUUAGCUCUAAAUCGGUGUGGCACGAGUUUUUGUUCGCAUGUUACUACCUUGCGCAAGAGAACAUCGACCAUGCAUAUGUUUAUGGCAAGCCUUAGUUUGCUCUAUAUCUACUGGAUUACAACGACUGUUUUGCCUAAACAGUCACAGCGUCAACAGAUUUUUGUAAACACAUCGAACGUAAUUUUUAUUACCGACAGGGAAUACCUCAGUAUUGCCAUAGACACUGCCCUUAUACGCAACGGAUGGGUGCGACGAAAACUUUGUUCCACGGAAUUAAUUGCUCUCACAAGGCCACUUGCACCAGCAUAUCUCCGAAUGGGAGGAACUGCAGCAGAUCAACUUAUUUUUGUACCAAAUGAGGAAACGAAUCAAGAAGAUUUAUUGUUAUCGAAGCCUUUGAUGGCUGCUAAAGCAGAACAUGUGGAUUAUUGUGAUUAUGGCUACCAUUGUAACCGUAAUAUCUCGGAUACAUUCAAUAUGACAGUGGAAGACUGGUUGACAAUGAAUCGUUUUGUUAAAGAAACCGAUCUGCGGCUGUUGUUUGACUUGAAUGUGUUGUUGAGGCGUAACAACAUGUGGGACAGUACAAAUGCAAAGAAGCUGUUGACUGUAUCAACAGGUUUUGCUUGCAAUGUUUCAUGGCAACUUGGAAAUGAACCAAAUUCAUUCAAACAUGUUUUUGGUGUCAACAUAUCAGCGAAACAGCUUGGGAAGGACUUUAAAGAACUUCGUCGAUUGCUGGAUGAAUUUCCUUCCUGCUACAAGAACUCUAAUUUAGUGGGACCAGAUGUAACUAGACCUAAACUACUUCAGUUGCCAUCUGCUAGUUUUAUGCACAAGUUCUUGAAGGCUGCUAAUGGUACUGUCCGUGCUGCUACAUUUCACCAGUAUUAUGUGAAUGGUAGAACUGCAAAGCUGAGCGACUUUCUUAACACAAGUGUGCUAGAUCAACUUGAGGAUGAAAUCAAUGUAAUGAAAUUGGCUGUACAUACUGUGGACAAUAGUUUACCACUAUGGUUAACAGAGACGAGUUCAGCAUGGGGUGGUGGUGCCAGAGGCCUUUCUGACACAUAUGCUGCAGGCUUCAUGUGGCUAGAUAAACUAGGACUUGCAGCUAAACUUGGAAUCAGUUUGGUCAUACGGCAGACCUUAUGUGGUGGCCAUUAUUCUCUAAUUGAUUGUGAGAAAUUUGAACCCCAUCCAGACUGGUGGCUGUCUGUGUUGUUCAAGAAACUUGUUGGACAGAAGGUAUUUUCUGUAAAACAAACAGCUUCUGACUCAGUCAGAAUGUAUGCUCACUGUGCAAAUCCUGAUGCUGGUGAAGGAUCAGUAACAUUAUAUGGGCUUAAUACUGGGAACGAACCUGUAUGGUUAAAUAUCAAAGGCUUAGAAGGACCUGCAAAUGCAUAUAUACUUAGCAGUGACAAUGGUCUUCGUUCCAGGUCAGUUUUGCUUAAUGGAAAGACACUUCAGCUCAAUAAAGACAGAACCCUGCCACCAGUAAUUCCACUCAACAUAAGUCUGGAUGAGGCAAUACUGAUCCCAGGAUUUUCUCUUGGUUUCUGGGUUACUGCUGUCUACAAAGUUCAAGAAUGCUAUAUUCUGUAACUUUCAAAUAUUGAACCUUACAUUUUUUAGAAUAUCAGCAUGUGUGCUGAAAAUACUUAAGUACUGUAUUUACUUGCAUAUAAAAGUUCCAAUGAAAUGUAUUACUUGCAGUAUGGUUAUAUAAAUGCAGCAAAGGAUUCUAGGAAAAUAGUUUUUUAAACAUACGUACAAUAUAAAAAUAUUUCAUCUUUGAAGACUGUUCAAGUGCCUUCCUGGACAAAGCUCUUCACUUUCUGUAUCCAACAGAUGUUUCACAGCAGUAAUCUCAAUGCAAAUCAAUCUACCAUAUGUUAUUUUCAUACUUAACUUACUGCAAGUGGAGUUAUAGUCCAAAAAAUACAACUGUUCCAGCAGUUAACUUUAUUAGUGCAAUUAAUCAGUGAUGUGUACCAUAUGUACAUUAGUGUAUAGCAUAUGGCUGUACAAUGAUAUUAUAUGAUGUAUAUUCUGAAAUGUUGAGAAACAUUUGAUUCACCUAGUGAGUUGCUGUAUUAUCAAUAUAUUUACCAUAAAACAGUAA